AUGUCCGAGCAAUUGCAAGAAGAAAAACCUGCUCCCCAGGAACAAGUUGAGGUCAAGGGAGAGACUGAUAAGAAGGAAGAGUCAUUCGAAAUAGAAAGCAAGCCUGGAGAUCCUGCAAAGCGGAAGAACGAGGAUGAGAGUCAGGAGAAAAAGAAGAAGAGAAAGCACUCGAGGCGCAAGUACGACGAUGUUCCACCUGCAGACGAUAAAGAUUCUGACGAAGAGGAGGAGGACGUUGACGAUGACAACCUCGUUGUUGAAGAAGAGGAGGAAGAUGACCUGCAAGAAAUUGACACUGCCAACAUCAUCACGACUGGAAGAAGAACUCGAGGCAGGGUUGUGGACUACAGCAAAGUCAACGAGCAAUUGAGCAAAGAGGAGAGCACUUCUCUCAAUGACGAUGAUGGUGAGGAGGACGGAGAUUUUAAAGAGCCUGAGGCAAAGGAUCAAUGA
Messenger RNA from Ogataea haglerorum, 453 nucleotides. RefSeq lists its product as uncharacterized. The record is from RefSeq and is a predicted model, not a curated record. The coding region runs from base 1 to 453 and encodes 150 amino acids. The transcript has a single exon. NCBI's taxonomy places the organism in Eukaryota, Fungi, Ascomycota, Pichiomycetes, Pichiales, Pichiaceae.